Hydatigera taeniaeformis is the source of this 600-nucleotide messenger RNA. NCBI's taxonomy places the organism in Eukaryota, Metazoa, Platyhelminthes, Cestoda, Cyclophyllidea, Taeniidae. The record is from the annotation of a GenBank genome assembly.
AUGUCAUCACUUGUUGUGACACCAAACUAUCAUGAGGAACGAAGGCGUUCUGUCCUGCCAACAAACACGCCCAACAGUCUACGACCACAUUCCUCUACCUUUGAACCUGACUCCAGCAACGUGGAUGAGUCUAUGGGCUCCUCCCUCCUUCGAAGCGCUAGUUUUGCAGCCAACAACUUUCGACGCAUGUCUCGAGUGUUUAGAGAUGAAGGACCAACAAAAGGCUUUUUGCGAGCUGCUAUGGGUGAUUCAAACCGUCCAAAAUACAUGCAAUUGGCGUUGGAGAACGAUGAGCUUCACGCGGAGUGGAAGAGGCUGAAAGGCUAUGCACAGAACUUCGGAGAGGAGUACAAAGAGAGCAAAGUGGCAAUGAUGUUGGAUCCCUAUAGACGAUACAAACGACUGUGUGCAAUGGUGAAAAAAUUGGUGCUGCACUUACGACUGAACGAUGCAACACCAUUGUCGGGCUCUGCCGCAGGCAGAGGAAGUGGAUUCAAAAGUAAAUCGAGUUUUCCAAGUGGUCAGGUGCUUCAAAGCUGCGUGAAGGAGAGAGAGAUGAGACAAAAGCACACAAACAUGUGCGACUGUAAGUUGCACUGA